Bactrocera tryoni is the source of this 546-nucleotide messenger RNA. Its product is annotated as larval cuticle protein A2B-like. The coding region runs from base 1 to 546 and encodes 181 amino acids. Lineage: Eukaryota; Metazoa; Arthropoda; Insecta; Diptera; Tephritidae. The record is from RefSeq and is a predicted model, not a curated record. The transcript has 2 exons. Gene Ontology annotation, cellular component: extracellular matrix.
AUGGCUUUCAAGUUUGUAUUCGCACUCGCUUUCGUCGCCGCGGCCAGCGCUGGCUACAUACCCGCUGCUCCAGUAUACCACGCCGCACCAGCCGUCGCUGUGCACGCAGCACCUGUGGCUGUAGCUCAAAAGGUUGUGGUGAAGUCGGAGGAAUACGAUCCUCAUCCUCAAUACAAAUUCUCUUAUGGCGUUGAUGACAAACUUACCGGUGAUUCCAAGAGCCAAGUUGAGGAACGUGAUGGUGAUGUGGUUCGUGGUGAAUACUCUCUGAUUGAUGCUGAUGGUUACAAACGCACUGUGCAAUACACUUCUGAUCCCGUGAACGGUUUCAAUGCCGUCGUGAACCGUGAACCUCUCGUUAAAGCUGUUGCCGUCGCUCCAGUUGUAAAGACUGUUGCCCCAGUUGCCCACUACGCUGCUCCAGUUGCUCACUACGCUGCUCCAGUCGCUCACUACUCAGCCCCUGCUGUGGUCAAGACCGUUGCUCCCGUAGCUCAUUAUGCUGCCCCAGUGGCUCACUACGCCGCCCCUGCUUACCAUCAUUAA